AUGAAAAACCACCUCUUGACCUCCUGUCGUCGCGCAGCGUCCACUUUAACGAAGGAGGCAGGCGACAUCAGUUCCGUCUUCCCCUCCCUGUCCGGUAAAAAGCCAGAUCCUCUGCCACCUCGAUUUAGCGAUCUGAAAAGGUCGCUGAUAAAAGGCAAUGAAGAGGCACUCACUGCAUCGUGGCAUAGACUGCUGGCAAGCCUGAAGAGGGAAAUCGACGAGAUUAGAAUUGAGGGCAGCAAUGUCAUACCGAGCAUUGACUACAAGGAUGUUGCUGCGGGCACAGUCCCAAAGGCAAAGCUCGACGCACUAUGCCACCGCGGCACCGCCGUGAUCCGUAACGUCGUGCCCGAACAGGAAGCAAUCGCCCUGAAACAACAAGCCCAGGAGUACAUAGCUGCCAACCAGUCCAAAGUCAAAGCCUUUCCCCCCGACAACCCAGCGGUGUACGAGCUAUACUGGACGCCAUCACAAGUCCAAGCGCGCGCACAUCCAAACUUACUCAAAGCACAAUCAUUCCUCGCAUCGUUCUGGCACUCGUCCGAUCCGUCCUCGGAGAUCUCAACGACAUACCCGCUGACAUACGCCGACCGCUUCCGGAUCCGACGGCCUGGCGACGCCAAGUUCGCGCUGGGCCCGCAUACCGACGGUGGCAGUGUCGAGCGCUGGGAAGACCCGGAGUACUCGCGAGUGUACCAGGCAAUCCUGCGAGGGCAGUGGGAAGAGUACGAUCCAUUCGAUGCGCGACACCGUAUCACUGCAAAGAUGGACAUGUACAACGGCGCCGGAGCGUGCAGUAUGUUCCGAUUGUUUCAAGGCUGGCUGUCAAUGUCGUCGACGGGUCCGGGCGAGGGUACAUUGAAAGUGUGUCCGCUCGUCCGCCACGCGACGGCGUACACGAUCCUUCGCCCCUUCUUUGACGUCCACACCGGCAAGUUGAACCUGGACGCCACGUUCCCCAACUCCAUCCCCGGAGCGUGUCAGGAGUACAACCCGGAGACGCAUCCUGAUCUGGACCUCGAGGCGACGAUGGUCAGCAUGCCACAAGUCGAGCCGGGCGAUUAUGUUGCCUGGCACUGCGACAUGAUCCACGCCGUUGAUAAGGAACAUGGUGGCAAGGGCGACAGCAGCGUGCUGUACAUCCCCGCAUGCGCCAUGACGAGAUCGAAUAUCGAGUUUCUCAAUAGACAGCGGAUGAGUGCCUUGAAGUACAGCCCGCCACCGGAUUUCCCGGGUGCUGGUGGCGAUGGCGAGAUUGGCUUCAAUGGCGCUGUAGAUUGGGACAAGAUUGGCGAGGAAGGGAAGAGAGCAAUGGGCUUGGGCAAGUCGACAUGGGACGUCACGCCGAGCAUGAGUAAGGGUGAGCGUAGAAUCGUUCAUGAAGGAAACAGGGCUUUGUUUGGAUGA
Messenger RNA from Exophiala viscosa, 1407 nucleotides. RefSeq lists its product as uncharacterized. Lineage: Eukaryota; Fungi; Ascomycota; Eurotiomycetes; Chaetothyriales; Herpotrichiellaceae. The transcript is spliced from 2 exons. Bases 1 to 1407 code for a protein of 468 amino acids. The record is from RefSeq and is a predicted model, not a curated record.